Messenger RNA from Candidozyma haemuli, 1644 nucleotides. RefSeq names its product Ssz1p (gene SSZ1). Gene Ontology annotation, biological process: protein folding. Gene Ontology annotation, molecular function: ATP-dependent protein folding chaperone; ATP binding. Gene Ontology annotation, cellular component: nucleus; cytosol. NCBI's taxonomy places the organism in Eukaryota, Fungi, Ascomycota, Pichiomycetes, Serinales, Metschnikowiaceae. Bases 1 to 1644 code for a protein of 547 amino acids. The transcript has a single exon. The record is from RefSeq and is a predicted model, not a curated record.
AUGUCUAACGUGAUUGGUAUUACAUUCGGAAAUACGUCGUCCUCCAUUGCCGUUGCUACUCAAGAUGGUAGAGUAGACGUCAUUGCCAACCCAGAUGGUGAUAGAGCCAUCCCCUCAGUUUUGUCUUAUGUCGGCAUUGACGAAUACCACGGGGCCCAAGCUAGAGCCCAAUUGGUUAGAAACCCAGCCAACACCAUCAUCAAUUUCAGAGACUAUGUGGGCAAGAAGUUUGAUGAGGUUGAUUUUUGGGCCUCUAAAGCCGGUGCCACACCUAUCAAGACUGAAGAUGGUGGUAUCGGUUACAAGAUCACCAGAGAGGAGGGCGAAGAAAUAGUUACCGUUGAAGAGGUUGCUACAAGACAUUUUAAGCAGUUGAGGAGUGCUGCUGAGGAUUAUCUAGGCCAAACUGUGGAGAAGGCCGUUUUGACCGUUCCAACUGAUUUCACUGAGCAUCAAAAAGAAGUACUCAACAAGACGGUAGAGGAUGCUGGUUUGAAGGUAUUGCAACUUAUUAAUGAGCCAUCCGCUGCAUUGCUUUCCCACUUGACUUCUGCUGAUGACUCUGCUCUGCUUGAAGACAAGCUUUAUGUCGUUGCUGAUUUUGGCGGUAUCAGAUCCGAUGCCGCUGUCAUUUCUGUAAGAGGUGGUAUCUUUACCAUCUUGGCCACCGCUCACCAGCAUAGACUUGGUGGUGAUGACUUGGAUGAUGCUCUUUCUGAUCAUUUUGCAAAGGAGUUUGAAAAGAAAUUCAAGGCUAACGCUAAGGCUACUCCAAGAAGCUUGGCCAAGUUGAAGGCAGAAUCCAUCACCACUAAGAAAACCUUAUCGAAUGUUCCAUCAUCUUCCUUUUCUAUCGAGUCUCUCGCUGAUGGUUUUGACUUUUUGUCUAACAUCAACAGAUUGAGAUUCGAGUUAGCAGCAAGAAAACCAUUAAGUGAAAUGACAGCGUUUGUUGAGCAUGCUGUACAAAAAGCUGGUUUAGAUACUUUGGACAUUGAUCAAGUAUUGUUAGCUGGAGGUUCUUCGAAUGUCGUGAAGUUGGCUAGCAACAUUCAGUUUAUCUUCCCUGAGUCUACUACCGUUGUCGCACCUUCUUUAGACUCUAAGAUCGCCAAUCCGGAAGAAUUAUCUACUAGGGGUGCUGCUUUGCAAGCCGCUCUUAUCGAAACUUUUGAUGACGAGGAAAUCCACGAAUCUUUGCAACCAAUUGUUGUGAACACCCAGCAUUUGACGAAGCCAAUUGGUGUCAAGGAUUCAGAGGGAAACUUUAUUCCAAUUUUGGUCGCUGAGACAGCGUACCCUAUCAAGAAGUCUCUUGAAGUUACCAACGGUAACAGUGCUGAUGUGGUUGUGGAAUUGUAUGAGGGUAAGAGAAAUGUGAAAGAAACUGUCAUUGAGCCAGCUCCUAAGAGCGAAGAUGAGUCCGAUGACGAGGAUGAGUCCGAUGACGAGCCAGAAAUCAAGAGAGAGGUAGAAUACCUUACAGGUGACUUACUAGCCAAGUUAUCUCUCACAGACUUGAAACCAAACUCUAAGUUAGAGGUCAUUAUCAAUAUUACCCAAAAUGGUGUAUUGCACUUGUCCGGCAGAGAAUUGAAGCAGGGCUCUGUCGCAGUGAAGGGAGAGCUCCAGGCUGCUGCCUAG